Messenger RNA from Orbicella faveolata, 1236 nucleotides. RefSeq lists its product as uncharacterized. The record is from RefSeq and is a predicted model, not a curated record. Lineage: Eukaryota; Metazoa; Cnidaria; Anthozoa; Scleractinia; Merulinidae. Gene Ontology annotation, molecular function: DNA binding. Gene Ontology annotation, biological process: DNA recombination; DNA integration.
AUGCCAUCCAAGAUAACGAUCAAAGACUCCGACGCUAAAAGUCAUAUGUGCAUGUUUUGCGGAGAAAAACAGUCAAAGCUCUCCAGACACUUGAUGAGAAAACACAAAGACGAGAAGAUUGUGGCAGAGGCGAUGGCACUCAAGGAUAGGUCAAGGGCGUUCGAGAGAAUACGUCUUAGGGGAGACUAUCAUCACAACUGCAACGUUUUAGCCCUCGGCGAGGGAGAGUUGAUCGUUGUAAGAAACCCCGCAGGAAAACACCCGUCCAAUGCCUCGUCAUUUUUGCCCUGUCCAGAUUGCCUUGGCUUCUUCAAAGCCGACGAGCUUUGGCGUCACUGCAAGCGCUGCGUACACAAAACAUCAGAGACUAAGAAAUGGAAGAAGGUGCAGCGUGAAGCCAAGCUUCUGCUACCGGCUGGUUCGAUCUCAACGGCAGAUGACGGCAAGGAGCUAUAUUCGAGUGUACUUUCUGCCAUGAAAAACGACAACAUCUCCUUCGUGGCGAAGCACGAUAAGGUAAUUUUGCAGUUCGGAGCUUCAAUCUUGGAAAAGGUGGGGAGGAAAAACGCCAACUACGUUUCCCAAAGGAUGCGUCAGCUGGCCCGGCUUCUGAUGACACUGCGGGCGAGGAGCCAUGAGGAAGAAGCAGCGCUUCAGAACUACAUUGACACCGCAAAGUUUGAUGAGCUGAUAGAGGCGGUCAAAGAGUUGUGUGGAUUCGACCAGGAAUCACGACUGAAUGUAGGGAUUCCUUCUCUAGCCCUUAAGCUAGGGCACAGUAUUAAGCGCUGUGCCCAAGUCGUUAAGUGUUCUGCCCUGCGGAGCAAAGACGAGAUUGUGAUCAAGCAAGCCAAGCGUUUUAUUGACCUUUUCGAAAGCGAGUGGACCGCUAAAGUUAGCUCGCGGUCCCUCGCUUCGUUAGGGUCAAAAAAACAAAAUAAAGUUGAUUAUCUACCCCUGGCAGAGGAUCUUACCAGACUUAAAGAUCAUCUCGAUUCCAAGAUGGAGUCUUUAUCAUCCGCAUUGACAGCAGAAGGCUCUGCCGUGAACGUUGAACAGUGGGCCAAUCUAGCCAAGGCAACCUUGACCCGUGUUAUACUAUUCAACAAGAGGAGAUCCGGAGAGACCGCGACGCUUCAAGUUAACCAAUUCGUAAAUCGCCCCAAUUGGAGCGGUUGCAACAGCGAUAUGAAGAAGGCUUUGUCGCCUCUAGAAAGGCGACUUUGUGAAAGGUAA